This is a messenger RNA of Scylla paramamosain (green mud crab), 2391 nucleotides long. Its product is annotated as tubulin gamma-1 chain. The transcript has 8 exons. NCBI's taxonomy places the organism in Eukaryota, Metazoa, Arthropoda, Malacostraca, Decapoda, Portunidae. Gene Ontology annotation, cellular component: nucleus; spindle; microtubule. The record is from RefSeq and is a predicted model, not a curated record. Gene Ontology annotation, molecular function: structural constituent of cytoskeleton; GTP binding. Bases 165 to 1532 code for a protein of 455 amino acids. Gene Ontology annotation, biological process: microtubule nucleation; meiotic spindle organization; mitotic spindle organization.
AUUUGAACGUAAACAAAUCGAAGGUGGGGCGGUGGAUUCACUUUUGAACUAGUUUUGGAGCCACAAUUACUUAAAAGAGUUCACUCCGUAGCCUCGAGGAGUGUGAGUGAGCGUUCAAGCCAGGCAGGUGAAUCAGUGAGUCGCCGAGGGAACGAGGGAGCAGGAUGCCUUGUGAAAUCAUCACCCUACAAUUGGGCCAGUGUGGCAACCAGAUUGGGUUUGAGUUCUGGAAGAAGUUGUGUAGCGAGCAUGGAAUAUCUCCUGAAGGGACGCUGGAAGAUUAUGCCACGGAGGGCACAGACAGGAAGGAUGUGUUCUUUUACCAGGCAGAUGAUGAGCACUACAUUCCCCGCUCUGUGCUGCUUGACCUGGAGCCUCGUGUCAUUCACACCAUCAUGAAUUCUCCUUAUGCCAAGUUGUACAAUCCAGAGAACAUUUACAUGUCCAAGCAAGGUGGAGGAGCUGGCAACAACUGGGCAGCAGGGUUCAGCCAGGGCGAGCGCAUCUAUGAUGAAGUGUUUGACAUCAUUGACCGAGAGGCAGAUGGGUCAGACAGUCUGGAGGGGUUUGUGCUGUGCCACAGUAUUGCAGGAGGCACAGGCUCUGGCCUCGGCUCAUACAUCCUGGAGCGCCUCAAUGAUCGCUUCCCUAAGAAACUGGUACAGACGUACUCAGUGUUCCCAAACCAGGAUGAGAUAAGUGAUGUCGUGGUUCAGCCGUACAACUCUUUGCUCACCCUGAAACGCCUCACCCAGAGUGCAGACUGUGUGGUGGUGCUGGACAACACAGCACUCAACCGUAUUGCUUCAGACCGCCUCCACAUCACCAACCCAACCUUCUCUCAGAUCAACUCACUUGUGUCCAAUAUCAUGUCUGUGUCCACGGCCACUCUGAGGUAUCCAUCGUACAUGAACAAUGACCUGAUUGGCCUGAUUGCACCCCUCAUCCCCACCCCAAGGCUUCACUUCCUCAUGACCGGCUUCACCCCACUCACCACAGACCAGGAGGUGGCAUCAGUAAGGAAGACAACAGUACUGGAUGUGAUGCGGAGGCUCCUCCAGCCUAAGAAUAUGAUGGUGUCCACACCGCUGGAUCGCAACACCCAGCACUGCUACAUCUCCAUUCUCAACAUCAUCCAGGGAGAAGUUGAUCCAACACAAGUUCACAAGUCCCUGCAGAGAAUUAGGGAGAGAAAAAUGGCUCAGUUUAUUCCCUGGGGGCCGGCAUCCAUCCAAGUGGCCCUAUCCAAGAAAUCUCCAUAUAUUCAGUCAGCCCAUAGAGUGUCUGGCCUCAUGCUGGCCAACCACACCAACAUCUCUGCUCUGUUUGAACGCACCCUGAAGCAGUAUGACAAGCUGAGGAAACGUGAGGCCUUCCUGGAACAGUUCCGCAAGGAGAACAUGUUUGCUGAGAGUCUAGAUGAACUUGACCAGUCGAGGGAGGUGGUGCAGCUGCUGGUGGAUGAGUAUGUGGCAGCCACCAAUCCAGACUACCUCUCCUGGGGGCUGAAACAAGGUCCAAUGGAAACCUAAGCUUCCAUGUAGUCUUCAUUGUUUGCCGGGUUGUUUGGAGUAAAAGUUCCAUAUUGCCAUGUUAGCACAGAUCUUUACUUUAUUUAUGCUAUCGUUUAAUGUACGUAUAAGUUUUCAUCUGUUUCUCUCCCCAUCUUUUUGGAUUUCUGUGUGUGUGUGUGUGUGUGUGUGUGUGUGUGUGUGUGUGUGUGUGUGUGUGUGUUUUCUCUUGUAGCAUAAACAGCAUAUGCUCCUUUUCUUUAUAAUUUCAUUGUAAGGAAGUAGAGCACUGUCAAUCAUACACUGUAAAUACAUCAUGUCUCUGUAGCGGAUGGGGAGAGCAAGGUGACCAGUCUCCUUUUGGGUCAUGAUGAUCACUGACUCUCUUGGUACUAGUUGCAGCAACUCCCCUCAUGGCUGACCUUCAGAUGCAUUUCUAAUAGCUUCAAAAUGUGAGACAUUGCACCAUUAAUCUAUUAGUGGUAACUCUGACCAUAUUAACAUUGUAAUGACCUUUUGCAUUCUCCAUGUCAUGAGUGUAUCCUGCCUUAACAAACAAAGCACCACCCCAGAUAUUUGGACAAAACAGUCACUCGCAAUUCUAGAUACAGCUCACAUGAGGAAGUGUCUUCAUUGUUUUUAAUACCCUGAGUUUUGUGAUCCUCAAGUUUAGCACUAUUCCUUUGGAAGAGAGCAAGCACAAAACUCAGGAGGGCACUGUUUAUAGUUUAUUGUAACUAAAAACCAUGUGAUUUUUUUAUGCUGAUACAGGGUCAUUAAUUCAAUGCAUUCCAUAGGCUAUGCUGACUAAAUCAAACUGCUUUCAUGAAGUGUGUUUUAUUGGUUGGCUUAAAAUUGAAUUAAAAUUUAAAAAGUAUAA